This is a messenger RNA of Apodemus sylvaticus (European woodmouse), 1540 nucleotides long. RefSeq names its product hematopoietic SH2 domain containing (gene Hsh2d). Bases 204 to 1190 code for a protein of 328 amino acids. Gene Ontology annotation, cellular component: cytoplasm. Lineage: Eukaryota; Metazoa; Chordata; Mammalia; Rodentia; Muridae. The transcript has 7 exons. The record is from RefSeq and is a predicted model, not a curated record.
AACUGCCUGAGGCUGCUGGCCCUGCCCCUCUGACGGGUAGACCCUGAACAGAAACUUAGACUCUAGCGGCACUGAGAGCCUUCGGACACAGCCCAGCCUAUCCAAGGAUCUCCCUGUGUAUCCCUGGCCAGCUUUGAACUCCUGGUAGUCCCGCCUCUACCUCCCAAGCACCAGAUCACAGGUGACCACCUUCUCUGGACGCCAUGGCCGAAGCCAGGAGGCUGCCCCCACCACUCCCCCCUCGGCUGGACUGGUUUGUGCACACCCAGGCAGACCUGCUAGCUCAGUCCAGGAUCCCCGACUGGUUCCACGGCGCCAUCUCCCGAGAGACUGCUGAGAACCUGUUGGAGUCACAGCCCCUGGGGACCUUUCUUAUCCGAGUCAGCCACAGUCAUGUGGGCUACACCCUUUCCUACAAAGCCCAGACCUGCUGCCGUCACUUCAUGGUGAAGCUUUUAGAGGAUGGGACUUUCGCAUUCUCUGGGGACCACGUGACCCACACCUCCCUGGACGCUCUGGUCGCCUUCCACCAACAAAAGCCUAUUAGGCCAUUCGGGGAGCUGCUGACCCGGGCCUGCGGGCAGGCGGAUCCAGCAAAAGUAGACUACGAAGAUCUCUUCCUCUACUCUAACGCCCUGGUUCCGGAUGCUGAAAGCCCAGUUCAGAGGGCGUCUUCCUGCCCUCCUGAGGAGGCUUCUGAAAGGAAGCAAUCCACAACUGAAGGAGAAUUCACGUCGGCUUCCUACUCCCCAAAAGCCCUUUUCGAGGAGUCUGGACAGAAACUGUGGAAGAACCUGAGAUCCCUCCCUCAGACCAGCCGGAAGGUGAAGCAGCGGCUCACCUCACACCUGUCGGCCAUGAGCCUUCUGGGGGAUGCCGGGCGAGUGCAGCCGCACCACAGCCGUGUGACCCGAGCAUCCAGCUGGGACAGUGCUAGACACACCGAGGACCCCUGUGCAGCCACCACUUCUCUCCAAAACCCUGCAGAGCCCGAGGCCCCGAGAGGCAGAGAAACCAUGUUCAGGGACUCCAGGCCUGCCAACUGGAAGGAAGCAUUGUCAGGGGUCAAAGCCUGGCGUGGAAAGGUCACAAGGGCCCUGUCAGCCCAGGAGCCUGUGGACCGGCCAGAAGCCCCAGGCUGGCUGCCGGAGGAGUACCUCCCCCCACCACCUUUCGCCCCCGGGUACUGAUGGGUAUUCCUCAUCUCCCCUUCCAGUCCCCACCCCGUCCUCACAACCAGAGAACUGUGCUGAAGGGGUUAAGGGGCUGAAUCCUGCAGGCGCCAGCUGAGGAGCUGAUUGUCUUAAUAAUAAUAGGAUUACCUACCGCCACAACUUUAGGGACCCGUGAGAUGACCAGCUUCUGGAGGAUGUCCUCAGACUUCUACAUACGAGUGUUACAUGUGUCGUCACACACUCACAAGCAGCCGAGACUUGGUGGGUCCAGCGUGUGCCAGGCCUGUGUCAUGUGCUGUCCCUCUGUAUUCGCGGGAUCCCUAUCUCACGUUCAGCCACCGUCAAUUAAAACUACUUUUCUGAUC